AUGGAACAUAGAAAAACGGGAAAUAACGCCGAAAGAUUUCCAGGGAAAACUGCAGUUGACAUCUUAUCACUUGUGUUGGGAACAAAAUCAAGUCAUUAUGGUAUCGAAAGAUUUUAUAAAAACUGGGCUGAAAACAACAGCAGACUGACUGAGCUGCAGUGGGGUACAUGCAAUGACGAUGUGGAACAGGCGGUGGAGUUUGUAUUAAGUGACGGUGUAGAUAUUAAUGCCCGAGCGUCAGACAAUGAUAACACAGCUUUGUUGUGGGCGAGUUGUUCAACCUCAAGUCAGUUCAUUGAGACCUUCAUUGAUCUAGGGGCCGACGUUAAUGCCCAAAGGAAAGAUGACAAAGUUACACCUUUAAUAUUAGCGAUUGAAUGGAACAACUACAUGGCAGCGUGCUUGCUUUUAAGGCAUGGAGCUGAUGUAGAUGUCCAGGGUGGUGAUGGGCUCACACCACUGCACUUUUCAGUCGAUAAAGGUCACAAAAACCUCAUCAGAUUGUUAGUUGAACACAACGCGGAUGUAAAUAUUCAAGAUACAAGGGGAUAUACACCCUUGCACUUGUGUACCUUUGAGGGUAACGAAAACCUCUGUAGAUUGUUACUUGAACACAACGCGGAUGUAAACAUUCAAGAUACAUGGGGAUAUACACCCUUGCACUUUUGUGCCAGAGAGGGUAACGAAAACCUCUGUAGAUUAUUACUUGAACACAACGCGGAUGUAAAUAUUCAAGAUGAAGAUGGAGAUACACCCUUGCACCUGUGCGACAGAGAGGGUAACGAAAACCUCUAUAGAUUGUUAGUUGAACACAACGCGGAUGUAAAUAUUCAAGUUACACGGGGAUAUACACCCUUGCACUUGUGUGCCAGAGAGGGUAACGAAACCCUCUGUAGAUUGUUACUUGAACACAACGCGGAUGUAAAUAUUCAAGAUACACGGAGAGAUACACCCUUACACUUGUGUGUCAUAGAGGGUAACGAAAACCUCUGUAGAUUGUUACUUGAACACAACGCGGAUGUAAAUAUUCAAGAUACACGGGGAUAUACACCCUUGCACUUUUGUGCCAGAGAGGGUAACGAAACCCUCUGUAGAUUGUUACUUGAACACAACGCGGAUGUAAAUAUUCAAGAUACAUGGGGAUAUACACCCUUGCACUUGUGUGCCAGAGAGGGUAACGAAAACCUCUGUAGAUUGUUACUUGAACACAACGCGGAUGUAAAUAUUCAGAAUGAAGAUGGAGAUACACUCUUGUACUUGUGUGCCAGAGAGGGUAAUGAAAACCUCUGUAGAUUGUUACUUGAACACAACGCGGAUGUAAAUAUUCAAGUUACAUGGGGAUAUACACUCUUGCACUUGUGUGCCAGAGAGGGUAACGAAAACCUCUGUAGACUGUUACUUGAACACAACGCAGAUGUAAAUAUUCAAGAUACAUGGGGAUAUACACCUUUGCACUUAUGUGCCAGAGAGGGUAACGAAAACCUCUGUAGAUUGUUACUUGAACACAACGCGGAUGUAAAUAUUCAAGAUACAUGGGGAUAUACACCCUUGCACUUGUGUACCAGAAAGGCUAACGAUAACCUCCGUAGAUUGCUGCUUGAACACAACGCCAUGCAGCGACAUCCCAAGUUUGAACUGAGUUCUGCGCAAAAAGCUAUCGAAACAAAAUAUACAACAGGUGUCGCUUCCGUUCAAGGUGCAGAAAAACUCAAGUCAAAUCUCAAAUCGGAGAAAACACUGGGGCAAAACCCCUCGUAUACACCUACAACAUUGAAAACAGAGGAACUGUGGGAAACCCCCAAAGGAACAAAGGAAUUUUAGUACCGGAAGCUAAACAAGUAAAGGCACUAGUAGUGAGACACCCCAAAUCAAAGGCGACUACAUCCUCAAGAGCAAAUAAAUGAGUAAUGGCUUAAAUAUUAAGAUUUUUUUCAGAGUUGUGUUUUUGAGAAAAGGCCCGGCUGUUAAGUCCAUAAAAGAGAAGAGUUUAUUCUUAUUAAGCUAACGUUAAACUAGUUUGUACAACAAGUUUUUGUACUAGUUUGUACAAAAUUAAUUACAAAUAUGAGGAGAGUAUCUUAUCCUCAACGCUAAUUUGAAAAUUGUAAAAUCGACGCUUUUACAAGUGUUUUAACCGACGUUUUGGCAAUGCUGCCUUCUUCAGGAUACAAACGUUCGUAAUAGGGCACGUGAGCUACGUAAUUUAACGAACUUUGUAGCGGGAAACCUUUUAAUGGUGUAUAUUCCUUUUGUACCCCGAAGAAGGCAGCAUUGCCGAAACGUCGGUUAAAACUCUUGUAACAGAGGACGUACUUUGAAUUUCAAAUGUGUAGUGUAGAUCGGUUUUAAGAACAGUCAACUCCCUUUAUAUAGCGGACACUGUAGGGAACUCUGUUUAGUCACGGUCGGCCUUAUUAGUGAGAGUGCGUAAUAACGGGAGUUUAUUUUAGUCAGACAUCUGUAAUUUAUUUUUGCAUGAGAUUUAGUUGCUGUCCGUAUUAUCGGGGUGUCUGUUAUUGCGGGAGUCCACAAGGCUAGAGUUGACUUAUAAGAAUUUUUGAAAGUAAUAACCGUAAAAUUUUAAAAUUAUAACAUAGCUGGAAUAUUCGCCUAACUGAUCAUAUUGUUAUUCGAUAGCGUCAGUGUGUUUCGUAUUCCAGUUGAGCACGCUUGUGACGUCAACAAAUUGCCACUUCGAGUUCUUAUGAGCUUAGUAAUCCUCCCAAGAGCAUCCAUGACUCAAUAGUAGUAGUCUGCUACACAGCCGUUUUUAGUGUCGUCAGGCAGGAGGAGCGUUGCGUGACGACACUUAAAACGGCUGUGUAGCAGACUACAAUAGUACACGAUGAAGCGUUUAAGAUCUUGUCUUAGAUGUCUCAGAUGAUCGCGUCAUUAAGAGGUGACACUAAGCCGUUAGCCCUGUCUUCUUCAUCCUUUCUUAACAAUUGGAAAGGACAACGUAAAAGAACCCUCGUUGGUAUUCGAAAAGAGUAGAAAAAGCAGACCCCAACGGUGGUGGGGUCUAUCUCUUAUGUAGCCUGUGUACGGACCCCCCUCCCCUCAGGAAAAAUCGGAUUUUUCCCGAGGGGAGGUGCGUUAUAUUUAGAAUACGAGAGCAAUAAAAAUAUUUUAAUGGCAUCCAACUUGCAUUUAUGAGUACUGUUGCGUCUUCCAUGUCUCUUGGUAGUUUGUGGAUAAGUCUUGCUGCUCUGAGGUGGAUUAGUUCUAGAUCUUUCAUCAAAUAAUCUGAGCAAGAGCCCGACACAGCCAUACCAUAUAAUACGCUUGGGAUUACUGUUUUGUAAUGAAUUGUUUCUAGUGUGGCUUUUGGUAAAGAGCUUAUGCGUCUUAACAUUUGAACUUUAGAGCUGUAUGAGACCGAUUUUACAUAGUUGGCCCAGGAGAGUCUUUCAUCAAUGGCUAUACCAAGACAUACAGAGAAAGAUCUGUAUUCAAUGGUUUUGUCUCCCCAAACUAAAGGCUUCAGAGGGCCAAUAAAGGGUUUUGUAUCCAGGAAUACUGAAUCGCAUUUACCUUUAUGAAUAAUUAACGUAUUCUUUUAGCACCAGGUUUGUAGCUGAUCUAAUAUCACCUGGAGGGCUAUAGCAACCUCAUCAGUAGUAUUACCAAUGGUAUAAAUGGUAGUGUCGUCAGCAUACAUGUAAACUUCGCCACUUCUAAUGCUGUCUGGAAGAUUAUUUAUAUAAGUAAUAAAAAGCCUAGGUCCCAACAGGGAACCCUGAGGAACCCCAGUAUUCCGAAAAUGCGCCAUCUAGGAUCGAUAGGAUAAAAGCUAUAUCACGUGGUAUUCAGGGGGCAAACAAGUGAUCAUAUUUGCCAAUAUAAGUAAUCGCGGUCGAGUUUGUUUAUUCUGUCAAACGAGACGACGAUUUCAAAGUUAUCCGAAGUGUUGGGAAGAUUUACGUCAUUACUGUUUGCCAUGAGGACAUUUACGGUCGCUACUGCAUAUUGUAAAGUAACAAUGAUCACUUCCACCCAUAUUUUAAGAUUAUCCUCUUUAAGAUAAACAGGUCUUCAUUUCCUUUUGUCUAGGAUAAACAAUCUCAACCGCGAUUUCUUCCAUUGCCAAUGUUUUUCACUUGUUUGCCCCCUGAGAAACCAACAAUCUCGAUCCCAGGGCUGGCGGGUAUCGUCAAUAAGGUAUAUUUAGCUGAAUGAAAAGCGGUCAUUUACUCCAUGGGGACUAAAAAUAAUGAUUUUAAAAAGAUGAAUUAUUGUUCUUGAUUUAGGCGACUUCUUGUACCGGGGGAUUCUCCCUAUGAUGGCCUAUACCCGACGGGGACGCUCCCCUCGAAAGGGGUACCUAGCUUUUGUAGGCCUCAGGUAUAUCAAAGGGUAGCGGUUUCACUAGUUGAAGUAUAUUGAAGAGUAGGUAAAUCUGUCAUUUGGGUCUGUAAAAGGGCCCAAAAGGGCUAACAGAACAAUUUUAUGGCUUGAAAACGUCGGGAAACGUUCUAUUUUGUGAUUAAUUCCUAUGUAAAAGACAGUGCAUUUACAGCGGUUAAAAGGAAGGGGUACCUUUUUCGUGAAAAAUGCUAUAUUAAGGGUAAGGGGUUGGACCUCGGGGCGGAGCCUCCUCGAAUAAACAUUUGUUGAGUACCCCCCCUCCCCCCCAGGUUUUGGUGUUGCACUGGAUUGCGAGGUACAGACCUCUUUAGCUUGUAUGUUUUGUUUUCCCAAUAGAGGUCCCAGGGGAACUUGACACUUUGUCAUUUCGCGCGUACAUAUGCACGUGAACAAGACGAAAUUUGAAAGAAACAGUUCUCUAGAGUAUUAUCACAUGACCUGUAUUGAGAAAACAAAACAUACAAGCUAAAAAGGUCUAUUAGAGAGGUUAAGCAUCACGUGACGUCUAACGUCAAAUGCAAAUUUGUACCACGUGACCAAGUUUCCCCUUUGCAGUACACUUGUCGUUUACUGUUCAUUAUUUCAACACAUAAAUCAGAGUAGUUUCACGCGAUGUUUUAUCCAUAAUAAUUGUUUUGAGCUCUUUUAUUUUGCUCAUUUUUUAUUUUUUAACCUGAAUCUGACGUUUGCCGUAUACGUGAAGCUUAGGAACUCUCUAAAUACACAGAAGAAAAAGGGAAGCAGUCUACAAACACUCCAUUGCGACAAAUAUCAGGCUAUUAUCAUCAGGCUAGCCCGGCAGGCUAGACUCAUCAUAAAGGAAGAUUAUUUUUUUUAAUUCUUGUAGAAAUUUUAGGAUACAAUGGGGAUCCCGAGACACGCCAGGAUGCAACAGAACUUGAACAGGGUUACAUUCCUUCCCAAGAAAUGAAAGAGGAGAAUUUUGCAAGUGUGACGAGUUUUGAAUUGUAG
Porites evermanni is the source of this 5340-nucleotide messenger RNA. The record is from the annotation of a GenBank genome assembly. NCBI's taxonomy places the organism in Eukaryota, Metazoa, Cnidaria, Anthozoa, Scleractinia, Poritidae.